AUGACCGGCUGGCUGAGGGCGACGAGACCUCUCACUGACAGACUACGGCUUCAAAUGGCGACGGACCCCGAACAAGUUGCCGCCUUGGUCCUGCGGCAGUUCCAGAGGCUCCCGGCGAAGCGCAGGCCCCAAGUCAGGGACAAUGGACUACACGAAUGGGUUCCCUUGAGCGGCAUCGUCGCCGAGAGGGACGGUGUUUUGACGUGUCUUUCACUUGCGACGGGAAUGAAGUGCCUCCCCUCAAGUAAACUCCCACUAGCGAAAGGCAACGCUUUGCACGACUGGCAUGCCGAGAUCCUCGCCAUCCGCGCUUUCAACCGCUAUCUCUUGGACGAGUGCAACAGCCACCUUCAAGGCGCCGCCUCGGACUUCAUCAGGAAGCGUGAACCAUCAGAGAUAUCCACCGACUCGCCCCAGCCGUUCGCUAUCAAGGACGACGUUAAGCUGCACAUGUACUGCUCUGAAGCCCCCUGCGGCGAUGCGAGCAUGGAACUCACCAUGGCGGCGCAGGACGAUGCCUCGCCGUGGCAAGUCCCGGACUCCGCUUUCGCGUCCGUUCCAGGGGCCGCCGACGCCGAAUCCCUUCCCGGGCGCGCUUACUUCUCCCAGCUCGGCGUCGUCCGUCGCAAGCCGGCCCGCGGCGACGCGCCCCCGACGACAUCCAAGUCCUGCUCCGACAAGCUUGCCCUAAAGCAGUGCACGUCUCUACUCUCCUCGCUCGCCUCGCUGCUCGUCCACCCGGGCAACGCCUAUCUCGCGACCCUCGUGCUGCCGGAGUCGCAGCACUCCGCCGCGGCGUGUGAACGGUCCUUCUCGGAGUCGGGGCGGCUGCGCGCGUUAGCGGGCGCGCAAUGGCACGGCGGUUACGGCUUCUUCCCCUUCCGGGUGCGGACGACGGCGAGGGAGUUUGAGUUUUCCCGGAGGAGCGUCGGGACGAGGGCCGGGGCUGAGAGGAUCGCGGCGAGCAACCUGGCGGCGGCGUGGACCGCGAGCGGCGUCGACGAGGGGACGAUGGGGGGUGUGUUGCAGGGGCGCAAGGCCUUUGACGUCCGGGGCGCGAGCCUGGUGUCCAGGAGGAGGAUGUGGGAGCUCGCGGCAGCGCUUACCGGAAGGUUGAAAGGGCACGGGGCGGAGUUGCUACGGCGCGCCGUCGAUGUUGAGACGUAUGCGCAGGUGAAGGGAGGCAAGCUCCUGGCAGAUAGACGCGAGGCGAAGAGGAUCGCCAGGGAAGAGAGUCUGGCGGGAUGGGUUGUGAAUGUCGGAGACGACGACUUCUCGCGUUUGUGA
Messenger RNA from Colletotrichum higginsianum IMI 349063, 1287 nucleotides. RefSeq names its product Adenosine-deaminase. Gene Ontology annotation, biological process: tRNA wobble adenosine to inosine editing. Bases 1 to 1287 code for a protein of 428 amino acids. Gene Ontology annotation, molecular function: tRNA-specific adenosine-37 deaminase activity; RNA binding. The record is from RefSeq and is a predicted model, not a curated record. NCBI's taxonomy places the organism in Eukaryota, Fungi, Ascomycota, Sordariomycetes, Glomerellales, Glomerellaceae. The transcript is spliced from 2 exons.